Molecule: messenger RNA, 2160 nt
Organism: Parascedosporium putredinis
Lineage: Eukaryota; Fungi; Ascomycota; Sordariomycetes; Microascales; Microascaceae
Source: the annotation of a GenBank genome assembly
AUGUCUUAUAAUCCAUACGGGCCUCCUCCUGGCUAUGGCCCACCACCCUCCUACGGCGGUUUCCCAGGCGCGGGGCCUCCUGCCGGAAUGGUGCCGCCUCCCGGACUAGGACCUCCCCCAGGCAUGUCUUCCGCUCCAGGCAUGGCACCGCCUGGCAUGCAUCAACCUAGCGCGACGCAAGCUAAUCGUCCAAGUGGUCUACCUGCCAACUUCCAAGCCCCCGAACCUUCCCAACAUAAACUUCAACGCCAAGGUAAUCCGCCUCGGAACGUCGACCCCGAAACCGAAUACGCCUACUGGGUCUGGGAGGAGGGCGGGGACCACGGGCGAUCAUCGAUGAGGGAAUCGACGCAGUCUUUUAUCCCCUUCUCGCAUGAAGAGAGGCUACGGACCAUUUUCGUACACAAGAUUCCAGGCAACCUGGCGGGCGACAUUGAAAAGGUCUUGAACGCUGUUGGAAAGGUUCGUCGGUGGGAUUCGGCGGCGUCCGUGCUGCUAGAGAGCACGGGAACCAAAUUUGGCUUCGCUCUGUAUGACGAUGCCGAGUCAUUCGCAAAUGCCGUGGAACUCCUAAAAGAUAUCGAAGUACCUGCAAAGCCCCAACCGCCAAGGGAGCCUGAGGACGAACCCAAGGACGACUUCGAGGGUAUCGACAAAGCUAGGCUUCAAAUUUCCGUCGACGAGAAUUCCGUCAAGUACGUUGAGUCCUACAGGGAAAGCCGCGCAGGGAAUGCGGAUGCCACAUCAAGAACCGAAUCUGCAAAGGCCGAGCUCCAAAGGGUCAUCAAAGACUUGUUCUACCCGCCUCCAGCUAAGAAGAUUGAUAGAGACGGUGAUACCUCCAUGCAAGACUCUAACAGAGAAAAUGUCGAGGUCGUCAACAUCCCCCUCACUCAAGAAGACGAGCUUGCAGAUAUUCCCGCUGAGAUGCGCGAGAUUGUGGCUGGCGAGAUUGCUGCCUUCCGAGAGCGGAGCAAUAAGAGAGAUCUGGAACGUAUGAAGAAGGAAGAGGAAAUGGAAGAGAUGGAGCGCACGCGGUCGAAUCGUGUGCGCUCGCCCCGGCCGUCUUCGCCAGGGGGCACAAACAACAUCCCUCUCGGACCUCGGGGUCUCCAGAACGUGCCUUCAGGACCAAAGGGUCAGAAUGGCUAUAGCCGAGGAGUCACCUUUGUUAAUGGAGAGGGCUCGUAUGAAGGGGAUGACACUGAUGCCAGCGACGAAGAAAUUCAAAGGCGACAAUCCUCCAAGCAAAAGAGGGAAGACGAUCAGGUGUACUCGGAGGCGGAGCGAAAAUGGGUCAAUCGAGAGAAGUCGCGUGCGGCCGCCCUCAGUCGUGAAAAGGACCGUGAGAAGCAAGAGGCCGAAUCCCUAGAGAGAAGGCGGCAGGAGCAGCUUGAACGAGAAAAGGCGUGGGACGACGAAAGGAGAUGGCGCGAAAGGGCCACCUCUACUAUCGAGAUCACGCAGCAAGAUGACGAGACGCGUAGAGAGACGGCCGAGUUGGAGAGGACACGCGGCUUGGCCGACUCGUUCCUUGAUCGACAGGCCAAGGAGAUGGAGCAGCGCGAAGCAGCCUCCGCGCCCCAGCCCUUCAAACUGUCGCUCGGUGCGGCAGCACAGAGAGCCCAGGCACAGCGAGCAGUACCUCAGAGGCGUACCAUUGCCGAAGUGGAAGGUCUGCUGGACGACGAGGAGCAAGAUCAAACCACCAAGAGACAACUUAUCCCUAUCCAGUUCGAGCCCUCUACCACAAGCAGUAUGACGGAGGAGGAACUGUCCAAGGCUAUGCGCGCUCUCGCCCAGGAAAUUCCCUCCGAAAAGGAAGGAUUAUGGGCUUGGGAUGUCCAGUGGGACCAUUUGGACGACGCCAUCAUGCGAGAAAAGCUACGUCCGUUUGUUGAGAAGAAGAUUGUGGAGUACUUGGGUGUACAGGAAGAGGUCAUUGUCGAAGUUAUCGAAGAGCACCUCCGGAACCACGGCAAACCCGACGACUUGGUGGAGGAGCUUGCAGGGGCACUGGACGACGAAGCCGAGGACCUCGUCAAAAGCUUUGGAGGAUGGUCAUCUUCUUCACCGAGAGCGAGAAGCGAGGUCUUCCCGCAUAAACACUCUUUGGACAUCUGGGUCCGAACCACGACGAGGAGAUGGAUGCGCUUCUAA